Cyphellophora europaea CBS 101466 is the source of this 1056-nucleotide messenger RNA. RefSeq lists its product as uncharacterized. Gene Ontology annotation, molecular function: oxidoreductase activity. The record is from RefSeq and is a predicted model, not a curated record. The coding region runs from base 1 to 1056 and encodes 351 amino acids. The transcript has a single exon. Lineage: Eukaryota; Fungi; Ascomycota; Eurotiomycetes; Chaetothyriales; Cyphellophoraceae.
AUGUUACUUCCCUCCGCUUGGUUGUGCCUGGUGGCGAGCGUCGCCGCCCGCUCCCUCUUCGACUUCCGCCUCGUCCCUUUCGACAAAGGUGGAGACCAGAAACCAAUCGCUCCUCCCAAGCAUGGCCUGGAAAUCCCCAAGAUCGGCCUGGGGCUAUGGAACUCCAAAGCAAAGCUCGCCACCGACGCAGUAGAAUCCGCCUUCGUUGCAGGUUACCAUCAUUUCGACUCGGCCGCCGCAUACUCCAACGAGGGCUACGUCGGCAAAGGCCUCGGCACGGCCAACAUUUCCCGUCAUGAAUACUGGAUCACCAGCAAGCUCUGGAACGAUGCGCACCAGCCCUCGAAAGUCGAGCCUGCGUUACGCCAGACUCUCGCCGACCUCAACACCACCUAUCUAGACCUCUAUCUGAUGCACUGGCCCGUUGCCUUCGUUCCCGACAAAGGCUCCCGCACCAUCAUCGACCAAGACACCUCCAUCACCGACACCUGGAAGGCCAUGGAAGACCUCGUGCGCCAGAACCUAACACGCCACAUCGGCAUCAGCAACUUCUCGCCGCGGCAGAUCGACCAAGUCUUGAAGAGCUGCAAGAUAUGCCCCUACGCCCACGAGUUCGAGACCCAUCCCUACCUGCAACAGCAGGAAUUCGUGGAAUGGCACCAGGAGCGCGACAUCAAAGUCAUCGCCUACAGCCCACUGGCGAACCUGAACCCGACCUACAACGGCACGCACCCGAAACUGCCGCCCAUCACCGAAGACGCGUUCUGGGUGGAGAUGGCGCGCAACAAGAGCGUGACGGUCGCGCAGGCCGUGCUGGGUUGGGGCAUGCAGCGCGGCACGGUCGUGAUCCCCAAGAGCACUCAUGAGAAGCGCAUUGUGGAGAAUUUGGGGAGCGUGCACGUCAAAUUUGAGGAUGAAGAGAUGGUGAGGAUCACGGAGCGGGAUGAGAAGGCGAGGUUCAACGAUCCGGGCAAGAGCUGGGGUGUUGAGUUGUUUGAGGGCCUAGAUGGAGGGAGUAACAGGUUCUUGGCUGCGGAGGAGCAGGAGGAGUUGUAA